Molecule: messenger RNA, 1541 nt
Organism: Exaiptasia diaphana
Lineage: Eukaryota; Metazoa; Cnidaria; Anthozoa; Actiniaria; Aiptasiidae
Product: alanyl-tRNA editing protein Aarsd1-like
Exons: 4
Coding region: 25-390 (121 amino acids)
Biological process (GO): regulation of translational fidelity
Molecular function (GO): Ser-tRNA(Ala) deacylase activity; nucleotide binding
Source: RefSeq, a predicted model, not a curated record
UUAUGUGACUGCGAGGACUUCGAGAUGGUAUUUGCAUGUCAAAAUCAACCUUUCUUGAGGGAAUUGAGAACAAAAGUGAUUUCGUGUGAAAAAGCUAAAUUAGAUGACAAAGAGGGCUACGAAGUGAUUCUAAAAGAUACGAUCUUGUUUCCAGAGGGUGGUGGACAGCCUGAUGAUAGGGGAUCGAUAAAUGGCAUUGAAGUCCACAGAAUCACAAGAAGACAGGAUUUAGCUGUCCAUUUUGUACUAGAACCUUUAUCAAUAGGAGAAGAAGUGCAUUUAACCAUUGAUUGGACAAGAAGAUUUGACCACAUGCAACAGCACUCUGGUCAGCACUUAAUUUCUGCUUUAUUUGAAAAGGAAUUUGGCCAUGAAACCUUGUCCUGGUAAGUGCAUCAUUUCUAAUUGAUUCAAUAUAUCAUGGGAGAUGUCUGGAAGUACAGUAUCUUGAAUACCUACACAAAACCAAAUUUAUUAAGAUAUAUUUGGUGAAGUUGUCCUGCCCUGUGGCUUUCAUAUUUCAAUGGAUUUUCAAGUAUCCCAGAUCUGACAUUGAUAUUAAUUACAUGCAAUUCAUUAUAAUGAGUAUGUUUGCCUGGAACUUCUUGAAUGCAUAAACUCCAUAAAAUAUAUUUUAAUUUAGCUUUCAAAAAAUGUCUGCAGUUGUUUCUAGCUUUGUUAUUAGGGACAAUUCAGGGGGGACACUACAACAAGUAAGAACUCAAAAAAUAAAUCUUAACGGUCUGCAUUCAAAGUGAAAAGGUAUCAUCACUUCAAACUAAGAAAUUGUCAUGGUGUUGAUAAUUCAUUGUCGAUAUGUUUUUUAAGGUGUUAAGGAUGCAUUAGAUUAUUAAAUUCAAAAUUUCAAGUUCAAUAUUUYCAUAUUAUAGAUUUUUUGUUGAAGUCAGACCAUUAUUAUCUGAACAAAGUCUGAGGCUUCAUACAGAUUUAUGUCCACGGCAUACUUGUAAACAAUCUUCGAGUUGUGUCCCCAUUGCCAGCUUGAUUAGGCUUAGUAAUAUUUCAAGAACCCCAACAACCCCAUUUAAUCAGCCACCCACCCGCCACCCAUCUUCCAUAAUAAUGAASAGUGCCUUAUUUACCUAAGGAUAGGUCUCCUUAUUAGCCUGAAUUUUUGUUGGCCAUAGAUACAUGUAUCUUUUAUUUUGACUGUGUGUACUGAUGGCCAUGAAGCUGUGUCUCCAGAUCUUGCAAUGUCUGUCUCACAUAUCUUCCAUAUUUUAUGUUAUUGAUGUUUUUCUGUCACAUGAGGCUGCAAGAGGAGGCAGCAUGGCUGAGUWAAUCARAGCAUUGGUCCUAUGAUCUGAUCUGUGAUCUUCAAAAUAGCUUUUACGCCAUGCUAAGUAAUAUAGCCAACUUGUUCGCCUCAUUGCCAGUUGGGAUUCUUAUCUACUUGAUGUURUUUAUGAUUAAUAUAUGGUUAUUUCUAAUUUGACAGCAGAAGAGGAUCUGAAAACUGAUCUCAGUACCUAUUCAAAAACUUAUUUUUCAGUAAAAUCACAUCAGAAAACUUAAUUUAC